Molecule: messenger RNA, 3619 nt
Organism: Dreissena polymorpha
Lineage: Eukaryota; Metazoa; Mollusca; Bivalvia; Myida; Dreissenidae
Product: neuropeptide FF receptor 2-like
Exons: 2
Coding region: 251-1474 (407 amino acids)
Biological process (GO): neuropeptide signaling pathway
Cellular component (GO): membrane
Molecular function (GO): neuropeptide receptor activity
Source: RefSeq, a predicted model, not a curated record
UGUGCAUAAAAACCAUAUUUAUUCGUGGUUUAAUCUUAUCUUAUAGUGCAAAGAUCACAUAACGUAAAAAACGGUAAAUAAUUAUACACAUCUUAUUCAAAAUGAAUCAAUAGAGGAAUUAAAAUACGGUGUAGUAAUUGAUACGUCAAGGUACUUCACAGGACACAGCUCGAGACAAAGAAGAUACUGGAUUUUGAAGAUUAAAUUGAAAAAGUAAAUUCGGAAUUUGCUGCCGGUGAAACAGGGAAAAAUGACUACAGAAGCGAACAUCAGCGAUUCCGAUUUGCUUGACAAAUUAAAUUCAGAAGUUGCGUCAUUGAUGACGCCAGUCGUCGUUUACCUAAGUGUAUUGAUGCUCUUCGGUCUCUUAGGAAAUAUUCUCGUCUGCUAUUACUAUGGACAGCAGACAAGGCGCUCAAGUCAUUCCGUUUUUAUUUGCACUGUUGCGUUAUUCGACUUAGUGAGCUGUGCUGUGUCGAUGCCGAUUGAAAUAGUGGAUAUAAGGUUUUACUAUACAUUCACUAACGGACAUCUUUGCAAGUUCCUGCGUUUUGUUAAUCACGUAGCCGCAAUAGGAAGUGCAUUUACACUUCUUGCGAUAUCUGUUGACCGAUUUAGAAGAAUAUGUCGGCCAUUGAAGAAGCAGCUUGACUUACUGAAAUGCAAGUUACUCUGUGCACUUUCGUUUUUGCUUGGUUUGAUAUAUUCUUGGCCGGCGUUAGUCUUUUAUAAAUCGGUCGAAGUUGAUUUAAACGCGCAAAAUGGCCGAAUUGUGAAAGGGUAUGAUUGUACGACGACAGAUGAAAGUAAUUAUAGAGCCUAUAUCUGGGGUUUCAAUUUCGUCUAUCUUAUAACGUUCAUAUUUGGUACUGGAACCCUUGUUGUGAUGUAUUCGCUCGUCGGCAGGUCCAUAUAUCAACAUAACAGAAAACUUAUACAGACACGACCAAUGUCGCGGAUACGGCGAUCCAAACACGUGCACGCGGAUUUAGAUUCAACUAAAAUUGAUGAAGAAAGCAGCGGAAUUGUUAUCGAUGAGCAGGGUCGUGCAUCGUGUGCUAGAAAGGCAAAUGCUAUGCAACUGCGCGCAAAAUGUAUUGACGCAGAGCAAAAGAAGGCGGUGGAUAUAAAUGGUGAUCAUCAUAAGAAAGACAAACUUAACAACAAAUCUAUAAAGUACACCAUGAUCAUGCUAGUGGUUGCAUCGAUUUUUGUUAUCAGCUUUUUACCAUAUCUUAUUUUAGUCAUAGUUGACGAGUUUAACGACUUAAGAGAUUCUUUACGGGGAAGUUCUCUAGUUGGAUAUGAGAUCGGUGUGCGCUCUUACUUUCUUAAUUCUGCCAUAAACCCAAUGGUUUACGGAUUUCUGAAUCCAAAAUUUAGACAGUUUUAUAGCUGUAAACUAGCUCGAUUAACCAUAUAUUCAUUCACUAGCGAGGCUUUGUCGUCCAGUACCGCGAUAACGAAUGCAUAGGUUCCUGAGAUACUUGUCUUUGAAAAAUAUUCAAUAUUUUGAAGGCCAAUUUAAUAAUGUCAAUGUACGCUCCAUUGACAGUUUUUUUGAUGUUUGGAUGUAUUUUCUUCCUUAUUAGAUAACUAGAUAAAACAUUAAAAAGCGAAUUUAAGUUGUUGCUUUCAUUUUUGAAAACGAAAGCAAAACGUAUUAAAAAAAGUAGAGCAAGACUAUUUUGUCAUGUGCAUAUUGCUAGUUGAGGUAUACUUAGCACUUAUUCUGCAUGCUUUCCUCGUCGGAACUAGCGUUCACUUAAAUAUGCUAUGUUUAUUGGCUGGCCCUGGACGAUAAGGCUAGCAAAAUUUCGUAGUGACAUAUCAUCCGUUUCCGUGUACAAAGCCGCAAGGAGAUUCGACCAAUCAAAUCAAGCCUUUUCAAAACAGUUACGAUGCAGGCGGUGUUCGCUUCAUAUUAGCCGUUAUACGCUUUGCUAGCCGCUCAAAUGCGCGUUGCUUAACAUUCUUCAUACCAAGAGUAUAAAAACGUGAAGAGGAAUUUUAUUAGUCAUUAGUUGGCUUAUUACUAUUUAUGAAAACGGAAUUUUAACGAGGAAAUUUCCCAAUGUUAUAUGAUGUAGUGACAACGGAAUAUAUCUCGAUGGUUUCGGACAAAGACUUGCUUAUGAGCUUGCUUUUAUAACAAAAAAAUAGGUGUAUGCAUUUAGAACAUGAGAGAGGACCCGGGUUCGACCCGCAUUCAGGUCAAUGCCUCUCUAGCUUGAUACAUGGAAAGAUUCUAUAGACACUUUGAUUGCGGGUUUCUGUUCGAUGUAGAUACAUACGGCAUCAUCUCAGACUUUGCCAUCGAUAAGAAAACAAAGAAAGGUAGUUUAGUUCAUUUACAUACAUCACAUUUGCUUACAUAGCGGAAAAGCCUGAACAUUUUUAGUGCAGUAUAUCUUACUUAAAAAAUGUAUUAAUAUAAAUAACUGAAAAAAAACAUACACAUGUUAUUAAAAGGAUACAAAUUUAGAAUGUUAAAGGUUAUAUAAACAUCAUUUUUGUUCUCGAUAUACGUACGGUGUGUUUCGUUGUUUUACAAAUACGACAUCAUUUCAAUAAAUGUCCUGCCUGUUUGAUAAAUGUUAUUUCAACGACAUGGGCUACUUUCAGAAAACUGGAACCAGUAAAUAGAAAAUACAUUCUUUUUUAUCAGUUUUUGUUGAUCGUGAUAGUAUUUGGUAGUUUGGUCUCUAAUAUAACGGGCUCAAGACGCACCAAAUACACCAUCUGUCCAUGAUUCACAAGUUUACGAGUACUAAAAUAUAUACUUUUUGGGGUGUCAGUUACUGCAAAACUGAUCUCAUUUCAUAAUUUGGCAACUCGACACAUUUUCAUGCAAGGCUCUUUUUAUCCGGAUGUUGUAUAUUAAUGUUUGCGCGAACCCAACAUGUUUUGUUCAUAAUUCUUCAUAAAGAAUGUACUUAGCUCUAUUGCUAUCAAACAAAAUGCAUUCAACAACCUUGCCAACUAAAAGCUUUACAUAGGCGUGGGUUUUUGUUUUGAGCCAUUACUUAAAUGCUCGAAAAUAAUGACAUUAUUUAAUUUAAUCAUUUUUAAUUACGUUAUAUAAAUAAUUUGUAUAUUUUUGUAUUGACGCAUAUUGUAUCAAAUAUAUUUUUGUAAACAUAUCCGACUUGUCUGUUGACAUUUACUUUCAUUAAUUAAAAUUCAGUUCACUGUUAAUGAUGGAACUUAAACAUCAUGCAUUCUUGUAAAUUAUUAAGCAAACUAUGAAAUAUGGAUUGUGUAAGGCGUUUGAAUAGGUUUGCAGUAUGUUUGUAGUAAUUCUGAUAAUUUCAGGUUUAUAUAUUUGGUAACUUAUUUCAUCCCAAAUCGGCGAAGACACAUAUUUAUAUUACUAUCUUAAUUAUAUUCACGAUUGCAUGUGUUGUAUGUUGUAUUUUUAUGCUUUAUUAUUAAUAUAAUCAAAAGCAUAUAUAGCCGAAAAAUUGAAAAGUAUUGCUGUAUCAUUUGAUAUUAAAAAGAGAGAAAAAAAAACGAUAGGACUUUCAAUUAACCGCUUUACGCAAACACAUACAUAUAGAAUCAUAAAUGCAACGUAACAAGAGAGACCAUGUAUACAUACGCGCAGAGAGGAAGAAAA